AUGGGGCGUGACAGCCAGAGCAGCAAAAGCAAGAGUCAGAGUAGAUUAAACUCUGCUCAUUAUGGCCAGGCCCCGGCUGGUCCGACCGGCAGGGGCCAGACCCAGGCUCAAGGCAAGUCCAAUUCUCCUCAGCCUGGGCAUGCCACAGCUGCUCCGCCCGGCAGAAGCCAGGGCCUGAACAGAUCAGGCUCUGCCCAAUUUGGCCAGGCCCCAGUUACCCAGCAAGGUAGAACCCCAGCUGCACAGUCCAGCAGGGUCCCAACUCCUCAAAAUCGCCCCACCUUAGCUGCUCAGCACAAGACAUCAACGAGUCAAACUGGCCUUCCCUUGACUGCUCAGCACAAGUCUUCAACUCAUCAAACUAAUGUGCUCUCAACUCUGAUUUACGGUAAGACUCGAGCCGCCCAAAAUGACUUGGCCACUGGUGCUCAGCACAGCAAAGCCACAGUUACACAGCACGGCAAAUCGCUGGCCGCCACGAAGGUGUCCUCCGCAUGGGCGGGCACGCGACCUCGCGCCUUGGAAGGCAAAGCGUCGAAGACGUCGCGGGGCUCGAAGGCAGUCAUUUCAGGCCCGUCGACCAGCCGCGGAUCCAGCGUCGCGUCCAGUCGCGGUUCCAGCAUUGCCUCCAGCCGCGGUUCCUCCAGCCGCGCCUCCAGCCUCGCCUCCGCCGCCUCCCGCGGCUCGAUCUCCACCCUCGCGGUCAUCGUCGCCCCGCCCCAACCCGCCAAGAAGCGCAGUCGCCGGCAGCGGCUGCUGGCCACGGCGUGCUUCCUGGCGGCGGUGGCGGCGGACGGCGCGGCCGAGGGCCUUCGGAGUAGCCUGAGAGGGGUCUCGCAGAGUUCCGAACCCAAGGCCAAGCGACCCACAAGAGUCAGUAUUUCAGAGGUUGUCAAGCAAAUAGCCAUCGAUGCAGUGCAGAGUAUCGAAGAUGGCGGGGAAGCCGUGGGCGAGGCGACGACCGCCGGCGAGGACGCGACCGCCGGCGAGGCGACGACCGUCGGCGAGGAUGCGACCGCAGGCGAGGAUGCGACCGCAGGCGAAGUGACGACCGCCGGCGAGGAUGCGGCCGUCGUCGAGGAUGCGACCGCCGGCGAGGAUGCAGCUGUUGUCGAGGAUGCGACCGCCGGCGAGGAUGCGACCGCCGAGGUGGAGGCGACCGUCCAGCGAGGUGGAGCCGCCGUGGCCGAGGCCGCGUUCGAGGAGAUCAUGGAGAACGUGGGCGAGCAGCCGCCUCAAGCGGACAGCUUCUCAGUCGUGUCAGAGAUCCUCGAGAAAAUAACGUCGUCCUUCCUGAUUGAGGAUGAUCUGUCUGAGACCGAGGAUUCCGAAGAGCUCCCCGCCGAGCAGGAAGAAGUGGAAGUAGAGGAGUACGAGCCAGAACCGGAACCAGAAGUCGAACCUGAGUCGGAACCUGAAUCGCCGCCUGAAGAUGAAGGGGACGAGGACGGUGAACCCAAGUACCCGUGUCUCUGCCACCCGCAGAAGCUCUUCCUAUCCAUUGCCACAGGCAUACCAGUCAUGACCACGUGGUUCGAGUACCCGUCUCCCGCCCUGCAGGAGGAGCUGCGCAAGAUCGCGCAGGCCAUCGUGGCUCCCGGCAAAGGCAUCUUGGCCGCCGACGAGUCCACUUCCACCAUCGGCAAGCGUUUCGCGGACAUCUCCGUGGAGAACAACGAAGAUAAUCGCCGCAAGUACCGACAGCUUCUCUUUACCUGCGACAAUGAGAUCAGCAAAUACAUCUCUGGAGUGAUCUUGUUCCAUGAGACACUCUACCAGAAAGCUGAUGACGGCACUCCCUUUGUUGAGCUCUUGCGCCAACGCAACAUUAUUCCUGGGAUCAAGGUUGACAAAGGAGUGGUUCCGUUAUUUGGUUCCGAAGAUGAAUGCACCACUCAGGGACUCGAUGACUUGGCGAAGCGGUGUGCACAGUACAAGAAGGAUGGCUGUCAUUUUGCCAAAUGGCGAUGUGUGCUGAAAAUUGGCAAGAACACUCCAUCAUACCAAGCCAUUCUGGAAAAUGCCAAUGUGUUGGCCCGUUAUGCUAGCAUAUGCCAGGCCAAUCGCAUUGUCCCCAUUGUAGAGCCUGAGAUCUUACCUGAUGGCGAGCACGACUUGGAACGAUGCCAGAAAGUUACGGAAACCGUUCUAGCUGCUGUAUACAAGGCUCUGAAUGAUCACCAUGUCUAUCUUGAGGGCACUUUGUUGAAACCUAACAUGGUUACUUCAGGCGCCCAGAGUGCUAGCAAAUCCUCGAUUGCAGACAAUGCUCUUGGCACGGUGACAGCCCUCAGUCGGACCGUGCCGCCUGCGGUUGCGGGGGUUGUGUUUUUGUCUGGUGGACAGUCUGAGGAAGAGGCCACUCAAAACCUUGAUGCCAUCAAUAAGCAAGAAGGCAGGAAGCCAUGGGCGCUCACUUUCAGCUUUGGCCGAGCUCUGCAGGCUUCUGUCUUGCAAGCUUGGGCAGGAAAGGACGAAAACAUCCCAGCUGCUCAGCAAGAACUCAUGAACAGAGCAAAGGCUAACUCCUUAGCUUACCAAGGCAAAUACGUCGCUGGCAGCAUUCCCAGUCGUGCUUCCAAGAAGUCCAACUUUGUUGCUACUCAUGCCUACUAGAUCUUGCCUCCUGCAUUUUUCCUUUAUAUUUUUAUUCACUUCACACUUUUCACACAUACUGGCCUUUUAAAUUUUCCUUUUCUACCUUCUCACAAUUUUAAGUAUUUUGCUGCAAAUUUAUUUCCUAUCUCCUCUGAAUAGUAGUUGCACACAUAUAGCCACCUAAAAGCGAAUUCAGACGCUUCUCUAGGAAAAUACGUUGCAGGCACUGUGCAGGGCAAAGCAGGAGAGCAAGGUUUGUUCGUCAAGAACCAUGCCUACUAAACAGUUCUUCAUGUCACACAAGCCAUGUCAUCCUGGCUUUUCCCUUGUUUUAAAACUACAUGGAAGCACCUGUGCAUCAUGCACAAAGCAAAAUAUCUUUGUAGGCAUAUAGAACUGUUGAAAGUAUUACUAUUAACUACCAUCAUCUAGAAGUGGCUAAGAAGUAAAAAUCAGUAGCAAAAAUGUAUUGCAAAACUAUGUAUGAUAAUUGUACAAGCAUUAAAAAAGAAAUAAACAGUCACUGAAUGCUACUGGGUUACCGAGAUGACACAUUUUUCAGAUGGUUUGAAAUUGCAAUCUAAUCUAUGAAACAUCAUGCGAUAUUUAAUUUAGCUCCUUUGUGGGGGAAAGUGUGGGAAAAGCAACUUUUUUUUUUUCUUCAAAGAAAACUCGUACUUUUAGGUGGUCAUUAACAAGUUAACCAAGUAAACCUAAAAAUUCAGUCUUUGAAGUCCAGUUUUAGCUUAACAUUAAAUGUAGGUGUCAAGUCUUAUACUUGGCAAUUCAACAAGUUGUGAUUUGCUGUUGUGAUCCACUAAAUAAAUAUAAUUAAAUAAAUGUAAAAAACUAAAAAUAAUAGUGAGAUAUGUUGUAAGUAUAUAAGGCAGUAUAAUUGUAGAACUCUGAUAUAUCAUAUUUACAUUUUCUUCUUGUCGUUUAUCUGUUAUACUGAACAGUGGAAAGCGGAAAUGCAGGUUCAUAUGAAAAAAAUUAAAUGUAUGUGUGUAUAUAUAUCUUCAAGUUAGUGUUUUCUGUACGUAAUCACCAAUGCUUAAUGAAUUACAAUACGAAUUAUGUGUAAAAAUAAAGAAUAUCACCAUAUUACGUAUCUGUGUAAUGUCACCAAUGUAAAAGCUGUGGAGGAAGAUAUUAAACAAAACGAAACACCAAUGUAUACAAUUGUUACUUUUCACCAAAUUCCCAGGCUUUAUUCCUUAAUGUUCCUAAAGACAAUUUCAAUCAAUUUAAAUAAAUUGCUACUUGAAAUAUUUCAAGAAAGGUCCGACUUGUUAUAAUUCAACACUGAGGUCUGAUGUAGAUAGAUUUAGAAUAGAUGUGGAAAUUUGUUAUUUAUCCAAGAUUAAUGAAACAAUGUUUAAAAUUAGUAAAUAAUGUUGAAAUGUUGAAAAGAAGUUGCAACUUUUUGUAAGUAAAGUAAAGAUAUUUAAUAGGAGAGUGAACUUUAAAUUAUCUGAUGCAUAUACUGAAAUCUAUAUGCCUGUUCACCAUUUGUGAUAAAUAUUAUCCAUUGGCAAUGGAAAUUAUUCUAAAUAAAGAAUGUGACGCUUCACUCACAUAGAUGGAAAAAUAGGCUGCAAAUAUAUCAUUUGGGUUUUGUUCAUGAUUUGGAUAUAUGGAUCUUGAAGAUGCCUUGUAGAGUAGGAAAGAUUCAUCAUAUUCUAUUUUGAAAGAGGGCUGGGUAUGAGGUAAUGGCGCAUUGCAUGCUAUUUUCUUGUACUAGAGAUUAAAAUUAGCUCUUAAAACUAGCUUUUCAAAGUAGUAUUAUGUUGGCUUAACAGUUUUCAAAUGAAGGAUUCCAAAUAAGAGAAGGUGGAUGGUGUAAAGUGGUGUAUAUUGAACUUGUAUACGUACUAAAUAAAAACUUAAGUCUUAGCGAGUUGAAAGAUUUGUUUUGUUAAAACUAUUGUAUUAUGUUUGAAUUCUUUGUACACUUAACAUUAUUCCUUUAUGAAGUAAUUAAUUACAUUUAAAACUAUUUCAUUCUGAAUGCUUUUCAAAAUAGUGGAUUUCAAUGCCUUAAUUCUGUUAUUUUUUCCUAGGGAAUGCAAAUAAUAAUUUUGCAGAUAUUUACUGUCCUGGAAUGAAAAUUUGAUUUUUAUUAAAAUGUUAAUAUUGAGAUUAAUUCCUUGAACUGACCUUUUUUAAAAAUGAUACCAAAAGAAAUACAUUUCUUGAAAUUAUUUUUUUAUUGGACAGUCAAUCCAAAUAUUUGUUUUUCAUACUAUUUUUAUUGUUUUUGAUUCUCCUCAGUCUGACAUGUCUUUUUUUUAAAUAGAUAAGUAUCAGGGUUGUUAAAAUAAAUGGCAUCCUCUUUUAGGAGUGUAAGCAGCAGAUUUAAUUUCAGGAGAUUCAUUUGAAUUUGUGAUAUUCAUUUGAUUUCAGGAGAUUCAUUUGAUUUCAUUUGAAUAUUUGUGUCAGUUCAUUUACUUUAUAAACUUUGACUCAAUGACAUUAAUGAUCUCUUAUAAAAGAGUCACUUGUAGGCAUUUGCACUGUUGUUAAUAAAUGUACUUCAAGUACAUUUAUUAUGCACAUAAAUGUACAAGGGGCAAGUUUUGAUCUAAAGAUAUGUGCUAUUAAAAUAUUAAUACAAGUGUCUUUGCAUUAUGUUUUUGGUUAUUUAAAAAAAGUAUAUUAUGUGCUAUAUUCUUCUUCUUGGUAUUUGCUUAUGUUUCUUGAGUGAGGAGUGUAAUUGCACCUACUGAAUGCUGUGGUCUGAUUAUUACAAGUAGUAUAGUAGAAAUUGAUGGAAUUAUGUUGCUUUAUGGAUAUCUGUAAUAUGGAGUUUGCAGUCAUUUAAGAAAUUACAGAAACUAUGAAGAAUAAAUGUUAAAAACUUGACAGAGUAUUAAUAAUUAGAUAUUACU
Molecule: messenger RNA, 5489 nt
Organism: Gryllus bimaculatus (two-spotted cricket)
Lineage: Eukaryota; Metazoa; Arthropoda; Insecta; Orthoptera; Gryllidae
Source: the annotation of a GenBank genome assembly